Mauremys mutica (yellowpond turtle) is the source of this 1280-nucleotide messenger RNA. Its product is annotated as pinopsin-like. Lineage: Eukaryota; Metazoa; Chordata; Testudines; Geoemydidae. Gene Ontology annotation, molecular function: G protein-coupled receptor activity. The transcript has 5 exons. The coding region runs from base 1 to 1059 and encodes 352 amino acids. The record is from RefSeq and is a predicted model, not a curated record. Gene Ontology annotation, cellular component: membrane; photoreceptor outer segment. Gene Ontology annotation, biological process: phototransduction; G protein-coupled receptor signaling pathway; visual perception.
AUGCAGGUUUCAAACACUUCGCAGGCUCCUGUGCAACAUGGAACUCCCAGCGCCUUUGAUGGGCCACAGUGGCCUCACCUAGCUCCCAGAAGCACCUACACAUCGGUGGCUGUGCUCAUGGGCAUCGUAGUGUUUUCUGCCUCGUUUGUGAAUGGUUUGGUCAUUGUGGUUUCCAUCAGGUACAAGAAACUCAGAUCCCCACUGAACUACAUCCUGGUGAAUCUGGCUGUGGCUGAUCUGCUGGUGACGUUCUUUGGAAGCACUAUCAGUUUCUCAAAUAAUAUCAAUGGCUUCUUUGUGCUCGGCAAAAGGGUGUGCAAAUUUGAAGGCUUCAUGGUCUCUUUAACAGGCAUUGUGGGGCUUUGGUCCUUGGCGAUCCUGGCCUUUGAAAGGUAUAUCGUCAUCUGCAAACCCAUGGGAGAUUUCCGAUUUCACCGCAAACAUGCAGUGAUGGGCUGUGCAUUCACCUGGAUUUGGUCACUUCUCUGGACAACCCCACCAAUGUUAGGCUGGAGCAGCUAUGUGCCGGAAGGUCUGAGAACCUCCUGUGGUCCCAACUGGUACACCGGAGGCAGCAACAACAACAGCUACAUCCUGACUUUAUUCGUUACCUGUUUCAUUAUUCCUCUCAGUCUGAUCCUCUUCUCCUAUACAAAUCUGCUGAUGACACUACGAACUGUUGCAGCACAACAAAAAGAAUCUGAGACGACUCAGCGAGCGGAGAGGGAGGUGACACGAAUGGUGAUUGCUAUGGUGAUGGCCUUUCUUAUCUGCUGGCUGCCCUAUUCCACCUUUGCCAUGGUGGUUGCCACAAAUAAAGACAUCCCCAUCCAACCAACUCUAGCAUCACUGCCUUCAUACUUCUCCAAAACAGCCACAGUUUACAACCCGAUUAUCUACAUCUUCAUGAACAAACAGUUCCGGGACUGCCUGCUGAAAAUGAUGUACUGCAAUCGCAACCCGUCAGGGAUGCAGGAAACCUCUCCUGCUAUGCUUGGUGCCCCCAAAGGCAUCUCAUCAGCCUUGGAGGGAUGCGGAAAUAAGGUGACCCCAUCAUAAACAGUGCAGAUGCUUAACUUCCUGCAUGGAGGAAUGGCAGCUGCCAGCGCCACACAUUCGUCUCAGUUUCAUUUGGCACAGACACAAAGAGGAGCAAAGAGGCUGGCUAUUUUCUAACAGCCCAAAUAUACACCAGAAAGUAAUAAAAUAUUUCUUCUUAGAGCUCCCAACAGUAUUCACUGGACCCUGCCCUGUCACUGCAAACUUAGAUAAAAGGUAAA